AUGAAAAUAUCAAAAGAAUUUUUUGAUUUACCAUCAAAUAUAAAAAAAGAAAUAAUUAGUUCAAAACAUUAUCCAUAUGGUUAUAAUGGUUUAAAUGAUGAAAAUUUAUCACUUGGAUACAAAAACUCAGCAACAAUUUUAUUAUCGGAUGUGAAAGAAAGUUUUUCUAUUGGACCGGAACAUGAACAAAAAAUACGUUGGCCAUCAAAAGCUUUAUAA
Adineta steineri is the source of this 219-nucleotide messenger RNA. Lineage: Eukaryota; Metazoa; Rotifera; Eurotatoria; Adinetida; Adinetidae. The record is from the annotation of a GenBank genome assembly.